This is a messenger RNA of Babesia microti strain RI, 645 nucleotides long. RefSeq lists its product as hypothetical. The record is from RefSeq and is a predicted model, not a curated record. The transcript has a single exon. Bases 1 to 645 code for a protein of 214 amino acids. NCBI's taxonomy places the organism in Eukaryota, Apicomplexa, Aconoidasida, Piroplasmida, Babesiidae.
AUGUGGGAAAAUCGCCUAACCAGACUCGCCACACUGUAUUUAAUUACCACCACCGUGGGUAUACUCACGUGUGAUGCUAGGAACCCACGACACACUAAAUUUCACAAAAAACACACUCCAAUAACUGACAUAUCACCCACAGCUAAUAAUUUGGAUGAUUAUGAAUUAAUUACUUAUGGAAAUGACGAAGGUCUACACGAUGAACCUGGCCUUGGUAGUAUAGUUACAGAUAUCGAGAUAAGGACACCCGCCAAUUUUGAUGGGACAGCUGGUAAUAAGGGGAGAAAGAGCAAGCGCACUGAUAAACCAGUGAAAAAGGCAAAGCCAGUGAAAACGAGGAACCCAGUGAACAUCACCGAGAUAAAUAACGCUAAUGAUGAAGAUACUAUCGACGCAGACUUAGACGAAGAUCUAGAGGAUGAUACUUAUACUGAUAAGCCCACCGGUUUCUUUAUGAAAUGUUUUUAUGGAUUUUGUAUAUUAGCAUCCAUCGCUGUUGUAGGAUUUUUAUUAUAUUUCCUAUAUACAAAUUAUUUUAAAUCUUGGUUCAGCAAACUCAAGAACAUAAACAUCAGCAGGCUCUGGAAAAGGGGCGCGGCUAGAGUAGAGGGCGAAGACUCUGCAUUGCUUGUCGCAACAGAGUAG